AUGUCUUCAACAAAUGCUGCAUCCUCAAUUGACUAUAAAACCCUCUUUGAACAAGAAAAACAAUUGAAAGAAGAAGCUCUUGAAAAACUUGAAAGAGUAAAUACAACUGCAAUUCUUAUUAUUAAUAAAUUGCAGCGAGAAAAUGUUAGUCUCAAGGAUGAAAAAAGUAUACUUGUUGAAGAAAAAAAAAACCUAUUUGAAAAAAAUAUGGAAUUAAUCGAAGAAAAUGAAUCUCUUAUUAUCCGUAAUCAAAUAUUGGUUAUGGAAAAAAAUCAUCUUGAAAGAAUUUAUCAAGAAAUGUCGGAUUUUUUGAUGUUUCUUUUGGAUUUCUUUGAUGAUGAUUAUGACAAUUAUCUACUUGAUAGAGAAAAAUGUAAUAAUUUUAUUUAUCAUAAAGAUAAUUUUUACUACAUUCCAAACAUAAAUAAUGAUGAUGAUUAUCGUAUAUUAUGUUGUUAUAUGUAA
Scutellospora calospora is the source of this 465-nucleotide messenger RNA. The record is from the annotation of a GenBank genome assembly. Lineage: Eukaryota; Fungi; Glomeromycota; Glomeromycetes; Diversisporales; Gigasporaceae.